CACAGUAGACACAGUGUCUGGAGCCUUAAGGUACAUUAUUAGUCGAUGAUUAGAUCGUUUGGGUGACGAAUACCCCUAUUGGGCUCCCGUAAAUUUUACUUGGGUACCUUGCCAUAAGGCAGCCGCCAUGCCACCUUGCCCCGGCCGGGCAUAUUCGCCACCAGGCUAUUCAAGUCUCUGUACAACUAUUCUAAUUAGCAUUCAAGUAAAUGCGCUAUUUUACUAUCUUGAUUUUAUUAUUACCCAAGUCGAUCCGAGAUAUCCUAUCCAUAAAUGUUUGCAAAAGCAGCCAGGAAUAUUUUCCAAGUCCGAAACUCUCCCCCCAAAAGGCCGAAUAUGUCAGAAGACGCGACGGGUUUAUGCGAGCCGCUUCACUCGCCCGAUGAUGCGAAUGUGGACAUCGUAUUUGUUCACGGACUAGGUGGCCAUCGUGUCGAGAGUUGGACAUACAAACCUACUGAAGAAGUACCGGUCGAAAGUUUUUGGCCAAAAGAUUUCCUCAAGUCUGCUUGUCCCACUGCUCGUAUCCUGUCUUUCGGAUACGACUCACAUUUCACUCAUUUCUAUCCUCUCUUCGGACCUAAGAACAUACCCGUGGGCACUACCAUUGACGACCACUCUGGUUCCCUUUUCCUGGACCUCAAUAAUCUACGAGCUAGUACCGAGACCCCACCAGAGCGGCCCCUGAUCUUCGUAGCACAUAGCCUCGGUGGGCUCGUUGUCGCAAAUGCCUUGUCACGCCUUACGGAAACGAAUACUGAAGAUAAGAACCUUGCGAAUACUACUUUUGGUGUGAUAUUCCUUGGAACGCCAUUUGAAGGAGCUUCGUUAGCACGAUGGGGUACCAUAGCCCUUAAUCUCGUCAAGUUAUUUUCAUCCACAAACAAGGAGUCUGUCAAAGAUCUCCAAGAGCAAUCACAGAGGCUAGCAGCCAUAAACGACGCCUUCUAUAAAUACAUUAAGGUCCGCGAUAGGUCUCAAAAAACGUUACGUCUUGCUUGCUUCUAUGAAGAAUGGCCCACCUACGUUGGGAGGAACAAUAUCGGCGUUGUUGUCCCAAAAGCCUCUGCGACGUUGAGUGGAAUCAACCCCGUACCAAUUUCGGCAUCACACUCUGGAAUGUGCAAAUUUGCGGAUGAAUCCAGAAACGGGUAUAAAGCAGUAUCCGGUACCCUAAGUCGAUGGAUUAAAGAGCUAGAUCGACAAGGGCCGUCGAAUCACGCGACUGGUGGUGUUGUUCACUCAGGAGACAUGAAAUUUCAGAGCACAGUCCAUAAUUCGGGCAUUAUUACCCGUGAUAUCGAUGGAAAUACACCGGAUGCUGUUAGAUUGACUGGAACCGUCAACUACUACGGCUCAGACUACAAACCCCAAUCUUAACCUGGGCUACGGGUCUUAGAGGUAGAGUGUAGGCUAAUGCUGGAGUUAUAAUAAAGAUAAUUUCUUGAAGUUUCCUAAGCUAGCGAGUAUCGUCCAUCAUUGAAUUAUGGAGAACUGAUAAGUGUCGUUGGAUACUUCGAUCACAAGUAUGUCUGUUAAAUCUAGUCUGUGAAGUACGAUCUCGGCUGUCCCUAGGAGCUGCUGUGAUCGUUCAGCGAAUAUCAAUCCUGUAGGGGCUUACAGCAAAAAUGAAUAGCCA
Molecule: messenger RNA, 1639 nt
Organism: Hypoxylon trugodes
Lineage: Eukaryota; Fungi; Ascomycota; Sordariomycetes; Xylariales; Hypoxylaceae
Exons: 5
Coding region: 274-1380 (368 amino acids)
Source: RefSeq, a predicted model, not a curated record